AUGUCGGCUAUCUAUUCAGCUAUUGGCGGUGUAAUCAAGUUGCGUCGCGUGCCAUCAACGAAGGAACGAAUACAACUGCAAGAUUCUUACCUCGCUCUUUCACUGGGGCCUCUUUGGCAUCCUCACCAUCCAAAUUUUCCUAUAUCACAAGUCGUUUUCCCGAGACAAGCUCGCAAUCAGAGUUACCUUCUAUUCGAUCUAUAUCAUGGAAGCACUGCAGACGGUUUGGGUAGCCAGGAAAGUGUACUUGUUUUGUGGAAAUGGCUUUGGAAACGCUACUUUCAUCCCUGAUGGUCGAGUGGAUUGGGCGGACGAGGCUUUUGUUGUUAAAACUGGGAUUGUUGGGUUACUAUGUCAAUGCUUUUCGGCUUGGAGAAUUUGGGUCUUGUCUAGGUCGAAGGUCAUGACAGUUUCGGUGAUCAUACUAUCGCUACUAAGUACGGUAGCGACAUUCGCGGGCGGCGCACAUAUGAUAGAAUUAGAAUACAGUUUCCCCAAGGACAUUACUAUGAUUAUAUGGGCUUCAAGUUCGGCUCUCUGCGACACCAUAAUCGCGAUUUUCAUGGGAUUGAUCCUUAAACGAUCGAAAGUAAGGGUACAAAUGGGCACUAGGACACUCAUAACCAAGAUCCUGUGGUUAACUGUGACGACGGGGACGCUGACCGCGUUUAUGGCAUUAUGCGCUUUGGCUUUGCUCGUGGCUUUUCCGAGCGCUGUUUUAUACUUCCCUGUCAUCGUGCUGAUAGGAAAGGUGGAGGCCAACAGCUACCUCGCCGUUCUUAAUUCCAGAAUUCGGCUUGGGAGUAGUAGAGAGGAUACUCAUAGGCCAUACUCCGACUUUGAGGCCAGAUUUGAGGCAGAGUUGGGUAACUCAGUCUCUGAAUCACGGCGCUCCGUACAGGUUCACGUUCAGCAGCGAGUGGAACUCCCUCCCCCGCCGGUCCUACCAACAAGCGCGAUUCCGAAGGAUGGUACGAAAAAUACGCAGGCGCUCGAGGCCUGAUCGAAACCCCGGGGCGUGUUUAUCAAUUCGCUCGCCUUCCAUGAUGUCUGGCGUUGGACCACUACCGGGGCCGGAGGUUCUACGUACAACAGCGUUCUAAGUUCCACGCCAACGCACGAGACUGCCAUUGUUUUUUUCGACGUCAUUGAAGCCCUACCUCCUCUCCAUUCAUCACAGAUUUUUUACAUCCUUCUCGUAUAGUUGUAAACAGUUUCUUGAAUGGAAAGCCCUUAGACACUCGUUUUUUUCCCC
Molecule: messenger RNA, 1255 nt
Organism: Marasmius oreades (fairy-ring Marasmius)
Lineage: Eukaryota; Fungi; Basidiomycota; Agaricomycetes; Agaricales; Marasmiaceae
Exons: 7
Coding region: 206-1003 (265 amino acids)
Source: RefSeq, a predicted model, not a curated record